AUGGUCGACAAGGUGGUGCGCACUGUGGCGGCGCUGCUUGGAAACUCAAAGAUUGUGAAGACCGUUGAGUCCACCACGGGUGAUCUGACGGAGCGGUACUUGACGACCGACAGGCCGUUCGGAGGAGAGGGCAAAAGCUGCCUGGUCAACUUUCUCAAGCUCCACAAGGAGGGUGGAGGCAAGCAGGUCCGGGUGCGAGGCGUGGACGGGGAGGGACGCCCAAUCAACCACCUCUACACCAUGCACGAGAGGAAGUUCAAGGGGCACAAGCAGGGAAGCACAUACGCCGAUUGCGUGAAGCUGUGCCACAGAUUCGCCCGGGAUUGCGUAGACAGCCUCAACGACCAUCUGGAUGACCUGGGGAAGCUGGGGCCGACGAAGCUGUUCCGGGCGGAUAAGUGGCCGAAGAUCAAGGCGCAGCAAGAGAAGAAGUGCCGUGAGUGGCUGCAGGGAUGCAGCAAGCUUUUCCGCAACAAGCUUACAGGUUUCGACAUCAAGGCAGCAGAGAGGGAGCUCCUGACAUUCUGUGCGAUCAUGGAGAUACACCACGAGCUGGAGAGCUUUUCGCAGGGGCUGUCCAACUUUCUCGGGAGUGCAGACUCCAAGAGGUCCAUGCGGAGGAGGCGCCCUGCGAAGAGCUUGAAGCUGGCUGUGGCAGAGAGGGAGAGGAAGGGGAAGCAGAAGGAGGGUGAUGACGUGGCUGCCGGAACUGCUGGGGAGAACGAGGAUGAGGGGGAGGGGGAGGAGGAGGAGGAGGAGGAGGAGGAGGAGGAGGAGGAGGAGGAGGAGGAGGAGGAGGAGGAGGAGGAGGAGGAGGAGGAGGAGGAUAAAGUGGAACAGGACCUGGCCGACGAUCAGGAGCUCGUGGGGGAGGAGGAAGAGGAGGACAGCCCCUUCCUGUCAGACAAUGAGGACAUGGAGGAGGUGUACCACACUGACAAGCCCGUGCACUAG
Messenger RNA from Closterium sp. Yama58-4, 954 nucleotides. The record is from the annotation of a GenBank genome assembly. Lineage: Eukaryota; Viridiplantae; Streptophyta; Zygnematophyceae; Desmidiales; Closteriaceae.